Adineta ricciae is the source of this 510-nucleotide messenger RNA. The record is from the annotation of a GenBank genome assembly. Lineage: Eukaryota; Metazoa; Rotifera; Eurotatoria; Adinetida; Adinetidae.
AUGGCAACAAACAAUGAUCUGCAAUACACGAAAGAGCGAACCUAUGCACAUGCAGUUGUUGCUCAUCCUCGACAGCAACAUCGUCGAUCACGAUCGUUGGGCGAAGUCUGGCUCGACCAUCGACCACAAGGAACAGCUCCAACAGAUUUGAUCGACAAAACUCUUCUUCAACCGAAGUUCAAUAAGAAAGUGUGUACACAAAAAGCGCCGGCGAAGGGUGAAAUCAUCCGAACAACGAAAUAUGUGCUGACACAUCAGAAUCUGGAUGCACAAGGUGAAGUGGCGACUGACUUCGUCAAAGGUGAUGUUCUUCCAUCGAGCACCGGUGGUGUGAAUGUGAUAUUCAAGGAUAUUGAACGCCUGACAUACACAUCACCACCAGAUCCAUUGGUGUUGCAUAAGCGGUGUCAAAGUGAAGAACGAGUUCUUCAAGAAGUAACAUCAACGAACACACCCUCACCUUCGUCUCGUCAGGGUUCAGCUACAGCACCCAAACGAUUUCGUAUGUGA